Messenger RNA from Armigeres subalbatus, 3035 nucleotides. Its product is annotated as endoplasmic reticulum metallopeptidase 1-like. Lineage: Eukaryota; Metazoa; Arthropoda; Insecta; Diptera; Culicidae. Gene Ontology annotation, biological process: proteolysis. The coding region runs from base 207 to 2840 and encodes 877 amino acids. Gene Ontology annotation, molecular function: metalloexopeptidase activity. The record is from RefSeq and is a predicted model, not a curated record. The transcript is spliced from 5 exons.
UCAUGAGCUCUUAGGUUGCAUUUGAUCGGAUUAUAGUCAUUCGGAUUUUAUGACAAAAAAAUCGACUGCCUUGUUUAUGUACCUACUGCGAUAACCGCCUGCUAUCUUUCUGAUAAGACAGUCUGUUGACACCGGGGCGGUUUGACCUAAUCAAAUGGGCGCGAGCAUCAGUUUUGUUUCAAAUCUGCAACUGAACAGAAUUUACUAUGCCAAAGGAGAAGAAAAUACCGAAAACAGUCUAUUUCAAUAUCGAUCAUAAUGCCAAUAACGUUCAUCACGUCAGCGCGUGGUACGGUGUUAUCAUUGUGGUUCUUGUGUUGACCGCUGGUUCAGUAACAAACUAUUUUCUAACCAAUCUACCGGAUGCAUUAACGAUAGCGGACUUGGAGCGAUACCCAGUGGCGUUCAUUGCGGAGCGAGCUUGGGACAAUCUGAAGAGUUUCACCGAUCUGGGUCCGAGAGUCGCCGGCAGUAAGGCCAAUGAUGAGUUGGCAGUUGGCAUUUUCAAGCGUGAGAUUGAAACAAUUCAGGCAACUAAACAUGUGGACCAAGAAGUGAUUAUGAAAAAUCAAGUUGUUACCGGGGCGUUCAACUUCACAUUUUACGGCACAACGAUGACGACUAUUUAUCGAAAUAUUCAAAACAUCGUCGUGAAGUUACAAGGCGACAGUGAUGAUGCUCUGUUGUUAAACUGUCAUUUCGAUACAGUGCCGAACAGCCCUGGAGCCAGUGAUGACGUAGCCAGUUGUGCUGUCAUGCUUGAGAUUUUAAGGGUUAUGUCUAGGCUGCCGGACCGAAAUAGAUAUUCCAUUAUAUUCCUGUUCAACGGAGCAGAGGAGACAUUGCUGCAAGCUUCACAUGGCUUUAUCACUCAACAUCAAUGGGCAAGAGAUGUGAAGGCAUUUUUAAAUUUAGAGUCUGCAGGAUCUGGUGGAAAGGAGGUAUUGUUUCAAACCGGACCAAACCGUCCUUGGAUGAUAGACGCGUAUGCCAAGGCGGUGAGAUAUCCUUUCGCGCAAGCCAUGGGAGAGGAACUCUUUCACACAAAACUCAUACCAUCGGAUACCGAUUUUAGGAUUUUUCGAGACUAUGGAAACAUACCUGGAAUGGAUUUGGCUCAUUUCUUGAAUGGGUAUCGCUAUCACACCAAAUACGACUCUUUGGAAUAUCUGUCGCUGCCCGUUCUACAACGCACCGGCGAUAAUGUAUUAGCUUUGGCUCGUGAAAUGGCUAAUUCUGAUCACUUAUCAACUAAUGAGUCUGAACCGGGAUUAAAUACGGUGUUCUUUGAUUUUCUUGGAUUGUUCUUUGUUAAAUAUUCUGUGCGUGUGGCCAAGAUUAUCAACGUAACAGUAGCGAUUUUGGCAGUGCUGAUACCAUAUCUCGGUCUAUCAUCGGCUGCGGGUAAUCGAGCGAAUAAAUCAAUCCAAAUGGAGGCUUUAUAUGGAUGCUCAGGCGUAUCGUUGGGAGCUUUACUUAGCGUUGCGACUUGCUUGGCUAUUGCCCGACAACUGGAAGCAUGGGACAGACUUCUGACGUGGUACAGCAACACUUGGCUCAUAUUGGGAAUGUACUGUGCCCCAGCACUGGUUGGUCACUGUCUGAUACAAAUGUUUUUCAAUGCUUUCUUUAAAAACAAAAAGAGCUCUCUAAACACUGGAAUGGUCACUCAGGCUAGGCUGAUUGGAGUCAACGUGUUUUGGAGCAUCAUAAGCCUUUCCGCCACAUUAGCAGAGCUCCGGAGUGCAUACAUAAUCAUGGUCCUGCAGAUGUGCUCGUUGGCAUCCACAAUUCCAACAGUUUUAAUUGGACUUCAAAGAACAGUACGCAAAUGGAUCAUCCUACAUUUGCUGGUUCAGUUCGUAGCCAUUAUCUGCAGCUCAUUUUACUACAUUGCGUUCGUGAACCUAUUCGUCCCCAUCACUGGACGAGCCGGAAGUGUGGUUAAUCCGGACGAGAUAAUUGGAAUCGUAUCAGCUGUCGGUGUUCUGCUCAGUUGCAGCUAUCUAUUGCCUUUGUUAAAUCUAGUGAAAAAUCCAUUAAAAAUAACAGCAAGCUUCUCGGGAGUGGCAUUGAUAUCAUUACUGCUGGCAUGCCUUACUCCAAUUGGCUUUCCCUACCGGGAUGCAUCACAGGGACAUCCAACUACACAACGACACCUUGUAACGCAUACAUUCCGAUUAUUCCAUGACGAACUUGGACUGUUAAGACACAUGGAUCAAGGAUUCUUGUUUGAAGUUCAGGAUCGCAAUGGGGGACGAACCUUGCAACAACACAUCGCCUCGGAUGAUAGUUUUGUCCCAAUACAUAAUAUGACUACUUGUGCUGAUGAAUUUUUCUGCGCAAUUCCAUUAGACGCCAUGUGGCGUCAGGUACAUUUUAGUCACUUUUGGCAACCUGCUCAGGCACCACCAGAAAUACAUAACAUGUUUACGCUAGCCUAUGAAGAAACGAGUCAGCUUAGUGAACGGAUAAGAAGGAUUCGAUUCAAGGCCGAGGGUAGCCUACAAUCUUCCAUUUUCCUGGGCACCAAGCCUGGAGUUAAAUUGGUUGCAUGGAGUUUGCACGAUGUCAUUCCAUCGCCAGUGAUAUUUAAUGGCCAGAGAGGGUAUUUUGCGUUCAUAACGCACGGUCUUCCAAGUGGACCGUGGAAUAUCACAAUGGAUUUUGAGACAAACCAUAAGGAUGAAAAAGGCGUAUUGGCUGAUCUAGGAGUAGUGACGAAGUACUGGGAAUACCAUGAAAUGCACACUGCUGAGUUCAAUCAACUUCUAGAAAAAUAUCCAUCUUGGGCGCAUGUUGUUCCAUCAGUAGCUGUAGUUAAUAUGCUUAGUGUGUAAAGAUAUGAUGGAUAUUCCAUUCUAAUAUUUAAAACUCUUUAAAUAUGAAGCACUAUUUGUAAAGUUCAUACACACAAUAAAUAAAACACUUUUAUGGAUUGAACAAUAGGAAAUUGCUAGUAUUUUAUCCAGAAGUGUGGUGGAAACGAUUUGUCUUACACGGAAUAAAGUUUUCGACUGCAGAGGCGCCUCGUC